GUCGCCCAGAGGUGACGCAGGCGGCCCCGGGCUCCGUUCAGUCAGUGAGGCUCAGGCGGAGCAGGCAGCAUGAACAGAGCGCACCGGGCGGCGGGCGGCAGCAGCAGGAGUCUGGGGGCGGUGGAGGUGAAGAGCAAGUUUGGAGCGGAAUUCCGCCGUUUCGCCCUAGAACGGUCCAAACCGGGCAGAUUUGAAGAAUUCUAUGGAUUGCUUCAACACGUGCAUAAAAUUCCAAAUGUGGAUGUUCUGGUGGGAUACGCGGACAUUCAUGGGGAUUUAUUACCCAUAAAUAAUGAUGAUAAUUACCACAAAGCGAUCACUACUGCAAACCCAAUACUGCGGAUUUUUAUUCAAAGAAAAGAAGAAGCAGAUUACAGCGCCUUUGGUACGGACACCUUGACCAAGAAGAAGACGGUACUUGCGGCUGUGUUGCGGCAAGACCUCAACAGGAAGAAACCCCACGUAGUCAUCGGAAUGCCAAGAGACUUCCGGCCAGUGUCCUCUAUCAUUGACGUUGACAUUCUCCCAGAAACACACCGCAGAGUCCGACUUUACAAGCAUGGGAUGGAAAAACCGCUCGGGUUCUACAUCCGUGAUGGUUCAAGUGUUCGUGUGACACCACACGGCUUGGAGAAGGUGCCUGGGAUUUUUAUAUCAAGGAUGGUUCCUGGUGGUCUGGCUCAGAGCACUGGAUUAUUAGCUGUCAAUGACGAGGUUUUGGAAGUCAACGGCAUAGAGGUAUCUGGGAAAAGCCUUGACCAAGUUACGGACAUGAUGAUCGCAAAUAGCCACAACCUAAUCAUAACAGUGAGGCCAGCAAACCAGCGGAAUAAUAUUGUUCGAAACAGCAGGAACUCUGGGAGUUCAGGACAGUCUACCGACAGCAGCACCAGCAUGUACAGUAACAUGGCAGCACAACCUAUUGUACAGAAUUAUCACCCAGAGGAGGUAGAAAGUGAUGAUGAGGACAUUAUCAUCGAGGGCUCCGGUGAACCUCAGACCAUCCCCAGAGCCGCACCCAGCGAGAGUAUGGAAUCUUUAACACAGUUAGAUUCGUACCAUGAUUCCUCGCAAAAUGGCUUUAUUCCAUCAAACAACUUCAACGCACAAAUGAGCGCCAGCGGGGAAAGCCUCGAACAAAUUACACAUCUCCACGAGCGUAAGAUCUUGGAAGAAGAUGGUACAAUCCUUACGCUGUAAACUGUGACUGGCACUACGACACCUGAUAACUGCUGGUCGAUUGCACAUCUUAUUUCUUAAAAGUUGAUCUGUGUGACAUUGUAUACAAAACCUUUUUUUUAUUUUAAAUUGAGCCGCAUAGUUUAACUUUUUUUUUCUUCUCUUUUGAUACUUCCUAUUCUGUUUUGUUAAAUGAAGGAGAAAAUAACUGUUUAUUUAUAUUUUCUUCUAUUUUUUUUUGUUUCCUCCCUCCCCUCCCCCCCCCCCCCCACCCCCCCAAAACACACAUUCCAUAGGUUAACAAAAGCCUGUAUAUGGCCGUUUGUCAGGAUUGAAGCUUGUUUUUAUUUAUUUUGUAUUUUAAUGAAAUCUCUUCAUUUUGUGAUCAUCUAGACACAAUGCACAUUAGUGCAUUUAGAUCCGUUUUCCUUGAGAUGGGUGGCUAUCCUCCCUCCCCCACCGUUACCCAGAUCUAUUAAUUUAAUUUUUGUUUAACGCUAACUGCUUGUCUUCUGGAUUUUGAUUUAAAAAUAAAUCCCUGAUAGAUUGGCAAAGACUACUCCAAGAACAAAGUAUUGGUUCCAAAGCCAUUUAAACUAUUGGGGAAAGCAGAUAGGCGAGUCUAAUUUAGAAGUCUUUUUAAAGAGGGUAAAUUUUAAAUUUUCACUUUGUCCAUCAGUUAGUCUAGUAUAAAACUGACAUGUGGGCAGCUGCUUCUCCUGCACAUGCAGUUCUAAGGUAAAUGUAUGUGACAGACUGUUCUGUAUUUUGCACAUAAACAGAUUAGAUUUUAAAAGUACUUUAUUGGAAGAUUGUGUUUCAUAAAUGGGAGGAUUUGUUGAAUGGGAUAUUGGCAAUAAUCGUUUGAAGAGUAUGAAAACUGUUUGUAUAUAAAUGUGUAUAAAUGUGUACACAGUUUCUGCUGUGUAUUUUGUUAUGAAAAUGUUAUACGCGCUUCCUGCUUGAACACUAGACCUCCUGUCACAAUGUAUAAAUAGAUUUUAUUACAAGUGUAUUCAAGGGACACUCCACUGACCAAUUACCAAACAAAUCCAAUCACGGUUUAGUAGCUAUACCUCCAGUGA
Pelobates fuscus (common spadefoot toad) is the source of this 2264-nucleotide messenger RNA. It is a transcript of the gene PARD6B, whose product is annotated as par-6 family cell polarity regulator beta. NCBI's taxonomy places the organism in Eukaryota, Metazoa, Chordata, Amphibia, Anura, Pelobatidae. The record is from RefSeq and is a predicted model, not a curated record. Bases 70 to 1200 code for a protein of 376 amino acids. Gene Ontology annotation, cellular component: apical plasma membrane; nucleus; cell cortex. Gene Ontology annotation, biological process: establishment or maintenance of cell polarity; regulation of cellular localization; centrosome cycle. Gene Ontology annotation, molecular function: protein binding. The transcript is spliced from 3 exons.